AUGUCUAAUCCACAAUCAUAUACCAUCUGGUCCCCGCAGGACACUGUGAAGGAUGUUGCAGAGUCCUUAGGACUGGACAACAUCAACGAGGAUGUACUGAAAGCGCUGGCUAUGGAUGUUGAGUAUCGUAUUCUUGAAAUCAUUGAGCAGGCUGUGAAAUUUAAAAGGCACUCGAAGACUGAAAUCCUCACAACUGACGAUAUCGCUAAGGCUUUGAGAGUACUGAAUGUUGAACCACUGUACGGGUACCACGACUCAGUCACAGCGAAGAAUGGCACGCAUAAUACAGCGCAUGGUACGGCCCAAUCAUUUCAGGAGGGGCAACCCUCCUUCAGGAAAGUUAAUACUUCUGGAGGUCAACAAGUUUACUAUUUGGAUGAGGAAGAAGUAGAUUUCGAUAAACUGGUCAAUAAACCAUUGCCACCACUUCCCAGGCUGCCCACAUUCACAACUCAUUGGUUGGCUAUUGAAGGUGUGCAACCUGCCAUCUUGCAAAACCCAAAUCUAAACGAUAUAAGGACAUCGCUACCACCCACAACGAGAGGCGCUAUUGUCACGGCACUAAACGAAAGUAAUAGUCUGCAGACACAACCAAACGCCUCUGCAACCACUAAUGGUAAUGGUGCAGCCGGUACACUGCAGCAACAACAAAGAGAACAGCACCAGCUGUUAGCAUCUUCUGUUAAACCUGGUCAGAACAUAGAAGUCAAACCUUUGGUGAAACACGUUUUGUCGAAGGAGCUACAGAUAUACUUCAACAAGAUCAUAUCAGCAUUGACGGUUAAGGAUGAAGCAACGGAUGAUGGGGACGCACAACACAUGAAGCUAGCCGCGUUGACUUCCUUAAAGACUGACAACGGUCUACAUCAGUUAGUGCCAUAUUUCAUCCAGUUCAUCGCGGAACAGAUCACCCAUAACUUGUCUAAUCUAGAACUGUUAACUACUAUCCUGGAGAUGAUUUACUCCCUGUUGAGUAAUCCUUCCAUCUUUUUAGAACCUUACAUUCAUUCGUUGAUGCCUUCCAUAUUGACUUUACUCUUGGCCAAAAACCUCGGUGGGAGUUCCAAUGGGAAAGGUUCUCCACCAGCCACUGCAGGUAGUACCACAGCACCCCCUAGCAUAGAAGAAUACAAUGAACAAUUGGAUAAAGCAAAUGCUUUACGCGAUUUUGCAGCUUCGCUAUUGGACUAUGUGCUAAAGAAAUUUCCUCAGGUUUACAAAUCUUUAAAGCCUCGUGUGACAAGGACUUUAUUGAAAACAUUCUUGGACACGAAUCGUGUUUUUGGGACAUACUACGGGUCGUUGAAAGGUGUCACCGUGUUGGAGUCUGAAUCUAUCAGGUUUUUCUUGGGGAAUUUAUACAAUUGGUCCGUGUUGGUCUUCAACGAACAUGAUCUGACCCUCGGGGAUUUCGAGGGAAACGAAGCGAUAAUAAAUAAAACCAAGAAGUUCACGGAUUAUGAGGUGCAGACUUUAACUAAAACCGUAAUCGAUACUCUUUCCGUUCUGAAGAAGGAUUUGCCAGAUAUCUAUGAAGGUAAAGGUGGAAAAGUCACCGAUGAGGAAAAGGAUAAACUGGUGAAACGUUGUGGGGUGACCAUUGCUGCUGGGAUACUGAAAAGGGAUGAUGCCAAAGAAUAUAUCAGCGCAAUUUUCUUUGGUGAGUAA
Huiozyma naganishii CBS 8797 is the source of this 1668-nucleotide messenger RNA. RefSeq names its product TATA-binding protein-associated factor TAF6 (gene TAF6). Gene Ontology annotation, molecular function: transcription coactivator activity; protein heterodimerization activity; RNA polymerase II general transcription initiation factor activity. Gene Ontology annotation, biological process: transcription initiation at RNA polymerase II promoter; RNA polymerase II preinitiation complex assembly. Lineage: Eukaryota; Fungi; Ascomycota; Saccharomycetes; Saccharomycetales; Saccharomycetaceae. The record is from RefSeq and is a predicted model, not a curated record. The coding region runs from base 1 to 1668 and encodes 555 amino acids. The transcript has a single exon. Gene Ontology annotation, cellular component: SAGA complex; SLIK (SAGA-like) complex; transcription factor TFIID complex.